Molecule: messenger RNA, 2915 nt
Organism: Ictalurus punctatus (channel catfish)
Lineage: Eukaryota; Metazoa; Chordata; Actinopteri; Siluriformes; Ictaluridae
Product: probable ATP-dependent RNA helicase DDX41
Exons: 17
Coding region: 148-1992 (614 amino acids)
Biological process (GO): mRNA splicing, via spliceosome
Cellular component (GO): spliceosomal complex
Molecular function (GO): ATP binding; RNA helicase activity; RNA binding
Source: RefSeq, a predicted model, not a curated record
CACGCUGGAUGAGAGGUAUUUCAAAAAGGGUAGGAUAGAAAAUAUAGCUCUGUAAACAGUAUCUAGCAUACUAGCCAAACACGAAUCUGCUCUGCAUAUCAGCACGAAAUAUUUGCUCAGACAGAUAGUUAAACAAAUCAACUCGCAAUGGAUACCGAAGUCAAACCCAGAAAGCGAAACUACACAGAGGAAAAGUCCGCUUCAGAGCCUUCAGACGAUGAUGACUACGUGCCGUAUGUUCCUGUUAAAAUUAGAAAACAACAGGUGUUGCAGAAGAUGAUGCGUUUCCGAGGCAAGGGUUUGACAGAGGAGGACCAGAAGGACAGCGGAGGAGAACAGAAGGAUGAGGAUGAGGGUCUCGGGCCACGCUCCAACGUCAGCCUGCUCGACCAGCACCAGUACCUGAAGGAGAAAGCCGAGGCCCGGAAGGAGUCAGCAAAGGAAAAGCAGCUGAAGGAGGAGGAGAAGAUUCUGGAGAGUGUGGCUGAGGGCCGAGCUUUAAUGUCUGUCAAGGAGAUGGCAAAAGGUAUCACCUAUGAAGACUCUAUUAAGACCAGCUGGAAAGCUCCUCGUUACAUAUUGAACAUGCCCGUAGUGAGGCACGACCGGGUGAGGAAGCGGUACCACAUCCUGGUGGAGGGCGACGGUAUCCCUCCGCCCAUUAAGAGCUUCAGAGAGAUGAAGUUUCCUCAAGCAAUUCUUAAAGGUCUUAAGAAGAAAGGAAUUGUGCAUCCAACCCCCAUCCAGAUCCAGGGAAUCCCGACUAUUCUUUCUGGCAGAGAUAUGAUUGGCAUUGCGUUCACGGGCUCAGGGAAGACUCUGGUGUUCACUCUACCCAUCAUUAUGUUCUGUCUGGAGCAGGAAAAACGCCUGCCCUUCUGCAAGAGAGAAGGACCCUACGGACUCAUCAUCUGUCCUUCUAGGGAGCUGGCGAGGCAGACGCAUGGCGUCAUCGAGUACUAUUGCAAGCUCCUGGAGGACGAGAGUGCGCCUCAGCUGCGCACUGCCCUCUGCAUCGGGGGCAUGUCCGUCAAAGAGCAGAUGGAGGUGGUCAAGCGCGGUGUACACAUGAUGGUGGCCACACCGGGCCGUCUAAUGGACCUGCUCAACAAGAAGAUGGUGAGUCUGGAUAUCUGUCGAUACCUGGCACUGGACGAGGCUGACCGGAUGAUCGAUAUGGGCUUUGAGGAGGACAUCAGGACCAUCUUCUCUUAUUUUAAGGGUCAGAGACAGACGCUGCUCUUCAGCGCCACCAUGCCCAAGAAGAUCCAGAACUUCGCCAAAAGUGCUCUGGUCAAACCCGUCACCAUCAACGUGGGCCGAGCCGGGGCUGCCAGCUUGGAUGUCAUUCAGGAAGUGGAGUAUGUCAAAGAGGAAGCAAAAAUGGUGUACCUUCUAGAGUGCUUACAGAAGACACCACCUCCCGUGUUAAUAUUUGCUGAGAAGAAAGCAGACGUGGACGCCAUCCAUGAGUAUCUGCUCCUCAAAGGUGUGGAGGCAGUGGCGAUCCAUGGAGGCAAAGACCAAGAGGAAAGAACAAAAGCCAUCGAGGCCUUCAAGGAGGGAAAGAAAGAUGUUUUGGUGGCCACUGAUGUGGCGUCUAAGGGUUUGGAUUUCCCCGCCAUUCAGCAUGUAAUUAACUACGACAUGCCUGAAGAGAUUGAGAACUAUGUCCAUAGAAUUGGUAGAACGGGUCGAUCGGGCAAAACUGGAAUAGCCACAACGUUCAUCAACAAGGGAUGUGAGGAAUCAGUGCUGAUGGAUCUGAAGGCCUUGCUGGUUGAAGCCAAGCAGAAAGUUCCACCGGUUCUGCAGGUGCUCCAGACAGGGGACGAAGCCAUGCUGGAUCUUGAAGGAGAGAGAGGCUGUGCGUUCUGCGGCGGUUUGGGUCAUCGUAUCACCGAUUGUCCCAAGUUGGAGGCCAUGCAGACCAAGCAGGUUACCAACAUCAGCCGCAGGGACUGUCUGGCCAACAGCUCCAUGGACUUCUAAGGCUCUGGAUUUCCUCACUUUGUGGAGGGGGAGCGACGAGAUCUUUCUGCGCGUGGUACUGGAAUGACGUGAGGUGCUGGUCGGGAGAAAAAAAAACAUCUCGCAAAAGACCCAGGAAUUGCGAAUCAGCUGAACAUUUAUUCCUGUGCAGUUUUGUUUUGUCUUUUGAACCGUGAUUAUGACUGGGUUUGUAAAAAUGUCCAUAUUAAAUGUCUGUCUUGUCACACACUUUACAUUACUGUCCCAGUGCUUCUACUACAACUGCCUUCUUCCUGUGGGUUGCUUGAACAUUUUAAGUUGUUAUGAUUGACUCAAACUUUCUAAGAAACAUGACAAGCUCUAACCACAGAACACGAUACAUGCUUCAGUGUCCUUUAACAGACACUUCCUCAUGUGGCAUUGGGAUACGUGGAAUUACAAGUUGCUUUCUGGAAAGAAUUCUCAACAAAAUGGCAGAGUUGGUUUAAGUGAAUAAACUUAAAGACUUUUGUAACAGAAUCCAGUAUAUUUAAACUGAUCAUUACAUCAUAGCAAGUGAUUAAGCUAAUAGUAGCUACACAAGGAAACCAACAUAUUUUUCAGUGUGCUGUUGUUAACGGAAUGGGAUUGGGUAAGUGUAUUUUUCCUUUAUUAUUUUUUCAUCUGUAUUGUGGUUAGAAUACACCCUGAUGAAUCUGUAGCAGUUUUAUUUUAAAAACUGCUUUUAAUUAUUUUAUUUUUUUACUUUUAAUUUAUUAUUUUUCUGUAUUCAGUGAGGAAAGUAUUAAUAGUACAAAAAUGUAAUAUUUUUCACGUUGUAACAUACCGCCUACCACUAGUUUUCCUGCUUCAGCUACGAAAUGUCAUUUAAAGUGAAUCUGAAAGCAUGAAUUGAUCCUCUGUGUAGUUGUUAAUUUCACAAGAUAAAUGUAUUGUUAAACCAA